Molecule: messenger RNA, 171 nt
Organism: Puccinia triticina
Lineage: Eukaryota; Fungi; Basidiomycota; Pucciniomycetes; Pucciniales; Pucciniaceae
Exons: 2
Coding region: 1-171 (56 amino acids)
Source: RefSeq, a predicted model, not a curated record
AUGAAUCAGCUGGACGCAAAUGAAAGGGCCGCCGGCGACGCAACAACCAAACCUGUUGGAGGAACAGACAUUGAUCUGAAGUCUGUUAUCUCUCGUAUACACGGUCUAACAACGUUUGUCCGAGCAAGUCCUCAACGACGUGAACAGUUUAAGUCUACGAUGACUCUGUGA